ACUUUCCUCAGAAAAACUAUGGCUCUCAAGAGGCUUCCGUGGGACUGUGUUGUCCCUGGUUGUUUCAAGGCUCAAACCACAUCCACUCAGUACAAAAGCCGUAUCUCCAAGCAAGCCUCUUUUCAGAGAUUGUCACUCUCCGAUGUUAGCAAUCAUGGUUCGCAAAUCUCAAUGAAUGAUCUAUCCAGUUCCCUGGUGGGGUCCAACCUUCAUAUCUUCACGCUCGUCGAGCUGAAGACGGUAACUCACAACUUCUCGAAGAGCAAUUACCUCGGUGAAGGCGGGUUUGGGGUAGUGUACAAGGGCAUGAUAGAUGACGGCCUGAGGCCAAAGUUGAAGGCUCAAGUGGUGGCGGUUAAGAUGCUGGAUUUAGAUGGCACACAAGGUCAUAGGGAGUGGCUGGCUGAAGUUAUAUUUCUCGGGCAACUAAGGCAUCCUCAUCUCGUCAACUUGAUCGGAUAUUGCUGUGAAGACGAGCAUAGGCUUCUAGUGUACCAGUACAUGGAGCGGGGAAACUUAGAAGACCAACUAUUUAACAGGUACUCUUUGGCCUUGCCUUGGCUAACCAGAAUAAAAAUUGCGAUUGGAGCUGCCAAAGGCGUGGCUUUCCUCCACGAAGGAGAGAAACCGGUAAUUUACCGCGACUUCAAGGCUUCAAACGUGUUGUUGGACUCUGAUUACAAUGCCAAGCUCUCAGACUUUGGGCUAGCAGUGGACGGUCCUCUAGGCGACAAUACACAUGUCACGGCACGAGUCAUGGGCACCCGAGGUUACGCAGCCCCAGAAUACAUUUCUACAGGCCAUUUGACGACAAUGAGUGAUGUGUACAGCUUCGGAGUAGUACUUUUGGAGCUGAUAACAGGUCGACGGUCAGUCGACAAGAGCCGUCCGACCGGAGAGAAAGACUUGGUGAAUUGGGCCAGGCCAACGUUGAAAGACACCCACAAAUUAGACAAGAUAAUCGACCCGAGACUCGAAGGUCUGUACUCGACCGAGGGAGCCAAAAGGGCAGUCCUGUUGGCUCAUCAGUGCCUCAAUCAAAACCCCAAGUGCCGGCCCAGUAUGCAAACGGUGGUCAAGACAUUGGAGACAAUUAUGGACUUAGAUGACAUCCCUGUCAGGUCCUUUGUGCACAUUGAUCCUGCGCUAGACAAAGAUGUUAGCGUGAACAAUUGUGAAGAUGCUGUUGAAGAAGACCAAAUUGAACCUGGAAACGAAAACAGAGUCGAAGAGAAGGAGGUGGAAAUAAAGAAUAUGAAAGGUCACUGCCGGCAAAAGAGAGCCCAUAAGCACAGGCGUCGAACAAGGGCCUCGAGGUCACGCGCCGUCUUCUCAGACACAGCUUUGUAUUCUGCUCUUGGGACAAGUUUGUACUGUCCAAAAUCCAACAACGAAUCAAAGGAAGAUAUAGAAGAUUAGAACACUUCGUUAACGAUAGAGUUUCUGCUACCAGAUAAGCACAGAAGUUUUUCGAUCAAGCUCACCAGUAUAGCUUUUUUCUUGGCACACCGUCUAAAUUGUUGGCGCACACUUAAGAAAUUAUCUGAAGCGUGCUCUUGGAAAAGAAAUGCCAAUGAAAUUGACCAUCCUCUGGAAAAAUUCUUCAGGAAAGUAACAAUCCAGUUCGUGCAGGCCAAUAUGUGGGUUUGCUGCUAUACUGACUUUUACUGUAAUUAACAUAAACAGACUCGCGUUCAAAACUAUUGAAGUCAUCUCAUAUCAAUUUAUUUGUGGAGUUGAUCCUCACUUUAUACA
Molecule: messenger RNA, 1755 nt
Organism: Syzygium oleosum
Lineage: Eukaryota; Viridiplantae; Streptophyta; Magnoliopsida; Myrtales; Myrtaceae
Product: putative receptor-like protein kinase At1g72540
Exons: 5
Coding region: 19-1419 (466 amino acids)
Biological process (GO): protein phosphorylation
Molecular function (GO): ATP binding; protein kinase activity
Source: RefSeq, a predicted model, not a curated record